AUGAGCGGCGGCGGCGAGAACGCGCAGUUCGGCGCCACCGCCGCAAUGGUCGCCGCGGCCACCACGGCCGCGAUGCAGGACUCGCAGCCUUUCUCGCAGAUGCAAAACAACAUGACUAUGGGCAAUCCCCAAUAUGGCGCGAUGAACGGCUACGGUCAACAGCGCAGCCAUAACCCGGGUAUGACCGGGAUGGGGAUGGGAGGCAACGGUGGGAUGAAUGGUAUGACCGGCAUGAGCCAGAUGGGUAACGCUGGCAUGAAUAGCAUGAACCCUAUGGCGCAAAUGGCAAACAUGGGCAUGCACGCCAAUAUGAUGCCCUCACAGAUGGGGCCUGGACAAAUGGGCAGCUCGGCGAAAAUGGGACCGAGUUACCAAAGGCGACAUACGCCCUACCCUUCGGGUACUAUGCUUAUGGGUCAGCGAAAAACGCAGUACAUAAAUGCGCAACCCGGAUUUGGGCCAAAUCAGUACCCAGCAGGCUACGGUGGCAGACCGGGCUUUCAGGGGCAAUACCCACCCCAGCAGCCGCUAGGACCUAGCGGGAACUUCGGGGCAGCUAUGAGAGGAACAAUGAGGCAGUCGACGCCGCCAUACUCGAAUCAAGGGCAAUACUUUAACGGCGGUGUUCCGAACCAGUUCCCACAACACCAGAGCAGUAACGCGCAGUACGGUGGACAAUACGGCGGGCAAUUCGCACAAGAAGUGGCCAUGCGAACGAACAUGAGCUAUCAGCACAGUCCUGUUCCUGGCAACCCUACUCCACCUCUUACGCCUGCUAGCAGUAUGCCUCCGUACAUCAGUCCCAAUGCCGAUGUAAAACCGCACUUCAAUGAGCUAAAACCACAAAUGGGCAUGCAAAAUGACGAGCUCCGGUUAACAUUCCCCGUAAGAGAUGGUAUUAUACUACCACCAUUUAGAUUAGAACAUAAUUUAGCAGUUAGCAAUCAUGUAUUUCAAUUAAAACCCACGGUCCAUUCAACGUUAAUAUGGAGAUCGGACCUUGAGUUGCAAUUAAAAUGCUUCCACCACGAGGAUAGGCAGAUGAACACCAACUGGCCGGCGAGUGUUCAAGUGUCGGUCAACGCCACUCCAUUAGUUAUAGAUAGAGGAGAGAACAAAACAUCACACAAACCAUUGUACCUGAAAGAAGUGUGCCAGCCCGGCAGAAACACGAUACAAAUUACUGUAUCCGCCUGCUGUUGUUCACAUCUGUUCGUAUUACAAUUAGUCCACCGGCCGAGCGUACGAAGUGUGCUGCAAGGUUUAUUAAGGAAGCGCCUGUUAACUGCGGAUCAUUGCAUCGCCAAGAUAAAGAUGAACUUCAACCAGACGCCGACGAAUGGCAGCAAUGGGUCCAACACAGCUAACGACCGGGACGGCAUAGAACAAACAGCGUUAAAAGUAUCGCUGAAGUGUCCAAUAACAUUUAAAAAGAUCACGCUACCGGCACGUGGGCAUGAAUGCAAACACAUACAAUGCUUUGAUCUCGAGUCUUAUUUACAACUGAACUGUGAACGAGGGUCAUGGAGGUGUCCGGUUUGCAACAAACCGGCGCAGUUAGAAGGACUAGAAGUCGACCAAUACAUGUGGGGUAUUCUCAACACGUUGAACAGUUCUGACGUCGAUGAAGUCACAAUCGACAGCGGCGCGAACUGGAAGGCGACUAAGAUCACCAAUAAUACUGGCAUUAAGCAAGAAGAAGACAGUAGUGAUGGAAGCUUAGGAAAACGAAGCAAGGCAGUAUCGCCGGGCUCUAUGAACAUGCCUACAAUGAACAACUGGGACAUGAAUCAAGCCCUCUCUCCUUAUCUCCCGCCUGAUAUGAACACAAUCGCCAGUGGCUCUAUGAUCUCCUCAUACAACCAGAACGGACAAAACAGAAACUCAAGUUCGAACAAUCAGAAUUACGACUUCGGGAUGACCAACGGACCCGGUAGCAACGAGUUCGCUGGGAACGGACCUCUGUCGCAUCUCAACGACAGCGUCAACUCUUUGGAUCCACUCAACGCGAUGGAGAAGAGUCUAAACGAUCAGAUGCCACACACACCCCAUACGCCGCACACGCCGGGCUCGGCCCACACGCCGGGCGGCGGCGGCGCGCACACGCCGGGCUCAUCGCACACGCCGGGACCGCCGUCAGUCGACCACCACUCGCUCACCGACGUCGACAUCCCAGCUGACCUAAACUUUGACCCCGCAGCGGUUAUAGAUGGGGAAGGCACUGAUAAUCUCAACUUAUUGCCGGAGACGAGUGUGGAUCCAAUGGAGUUACUGUCGUACUUAGACGCGCCAGCGCUUGGAGAGCUGCUAGCAACGCCACCGUCGUCAUCGUCAUCGGCGGGAAGUCACCCGCCCAGAGCACCCUCCUCCGAUGACCUUUUGGCAUUGUUCGAGUGAACGGCGACAGAUUACCAGGACGAGUGAAACCUGUCGAGACGUACGUAGACGGGUUUACAUAUAGAAUUGUCAAUUACAACAAAAUUACAAACUACUGGAAUUAGAAAAAUUUACAUCGAAACGUUACUUUUCGAUUAUCUUCCACCAUAGUUUAAUUUGUCAUUCGUCUUACGAAAUUAAAAUCUCUCCGAUAAUAUCUUACUCCGUCUACGUAACUUGCUUGUUACACAAGUUCCGGAAUUUGUUCGUCUGAGUCAAACUAGGCGCUUGUUCAACUCGCAUUCAAGCCAGGAGCCCGAUAUUGUGAUAUUAGAUUUUAGUUCCUUCUCCACUCGUCGCUGUGUUCAAUAUCACAGAGCUUUCGAACAGUAGAUACUACCAGAAUCUCUGUCACCUUGUAAAGGUGUUAUCGUCUCGUAGAAGUUCGAACAGACCUGCCGUGCCGAACACAGCGGUGAGCCGAGACAUCGAUUGUUGAAACAAUGGUGUUGGAGAACAUUUAUUAGGUAUAUAAGUAAAGUAUUGGAGGCGAACGGCCAUAGACACUGCGGUGUUGUGCAUGUAUAGUUCCUCGCACCGCCGCACAUACGGUGGCGCUACUGAGCUCCUUUAAAUAUUCUAAACUCUAGCAUAAACUGUAACACAAAUUUUCAUCAAUAAUUCAACUUCUUAUUCGAAUAACUGUAAUCGAUUAGAGUUUUUUGAUUUGUGUCCAUAAUUUGUGAAUAGUUGACCGGGUGUAAAUAAUAAAGAGGAGUUAUUUUAUUUGUGCUAGUUGUUUUGUGUACUGUGGGCGGGGCUGGGCGGCUCCUUGUACGUAUAGGCUAAGCGCGAGCGCGUCCGGCCCGUCCGGGGGCAUUGUGAAUCUUAUAGUUCCUAUUGGAUGCGAGCGAACUAUAAUGUUCAAUUGCCAUUUACUGUAAACAUAUUCCUUCAAGUUUUCGCAUAUUCUGCAUUUUUAAAUGGUAAGAUAUGAUAGGAUUCGUGAGUAUAACGCUACUCGCUUUUGGGUGAUAUAUUCUAAAUGAGUUGUUUUAAAUCAACAAAUAAAUGGUAACAAAUUAGUUACAAAGUAUAUUGUAAAUGUGAGUGCAAAAAUGAACUCUGUUAAAUUAUUUUGCGUUAUGUGAAUCGAAGAAUGAUAGAAAUAUAUUUUAAUUUCUAUAUAGUAAUGAACUGUAUUAUUUGUAAAUAUGAAUUUAGAUAAGAAUAUUAUAUUACCUAGUUAUAUAUAGGAGAAGAACAUGGCAGAUACUUAUAUGACGGCCAGUUUAGUAUAGUAUUACUAAAUUAAAGAAAAAUCUACACAUGGUUUUACAUGUAAAUACAAAAUUACCAUACCUAUUAUACAAGUCCGUGCGUUUGGAGCCCAGUACAGUAAGCUACCAACACUUAAGCUAAAUGUUGAGUCUCUUCCUUGUUACUAUACUUUCAAUUCCCUCUCUUAUCAGUAUUUGCACUAUCAUUAAUGUUUUCAGUUCUUCUAUAAGCAUUAAUGACCUUUAUUAGUAAUAUUGAACUAGUCCCUUGAUAUUGCAAUUAUUUUGUACAGAUGUUCCUUAACUUGAGUUUGAAUAAGUAAGAAUAUUUAUAAUUUGAUUCCUUGACCAUGUAAUAUUAUGUCACACUAGCACAAGAGUAUCUUGCUUGCAAUUUUAUAUUUAUUAUAGAUUUCAUAUUAUCAUCUAAGUUAAUGUUGAUAGUACUGUAUUUGUGCUCUCAAACGUUUCUCUAUUUACAAGUGCAAACCGCAAAUAACAUUAUAGUAAAAUAUGUUACAUCUAUGCUCAUCUUAUUUUUGUUUCGUUAUGCCCACCUCAGAUACACAACAAGCAAUAAUAAUGAAGUGCUUAUAAAGUAAAGUUUAUUUAACAUAGAUAAAAACAUUAUUUUAAAGUAUUUAUACAUAUAUAAAUAUAGGAAUAAAAAUUGCGAUGAGCAUCGAAUUGACAAAAUCUAAUUUCACGUAUUUUCAAAUGUUUGGUUCCAUUUAAAUAUUUUAAGUACUUAAUGCGCAAUUAAAAGAAACUAUUGUCAAGAUUGUUUUAUACAUACAUAUAUUUAGAGUAAUUGUCAGCGCAAAUUGUCAAAAAUCGUUUCUAAAUGGAAUUAAGUUCCCGAAAAAUUUAUCAUUAUCUCAUGACACCAUUAUUCAUUUAGGUAUUGUAAAAUUUUCAAACAUUAACUUACUGUUAAUCAAGUCUUAAAUAAACAGUUUAUGAGAUACCCUUAGAGAUGUAUAUGAAACUGUUGGUUCUUCCACAAUCCUAUGUAAAUUGAUGAUUUGCGCAUCUUUACUUCAUGCUAUGAAUAUGGACGCCUCUUUAGAGUUAGUCAAACUAUUACGAAAAACAAUAAAAUUAGUAUUAUACAAAGCCGUGGUCAAUUAUUCAAACAAAAAGUUCGUUUUCGAAUAAUAGUCAAGUUUUUAAUGUUAUUUGUUUGUGGCUGAGUGGAAACAUCGCCCGGCACAAACCAUUUGUGUGUCUAGUUGAUCACAGCUUUAGCAUAAAUUACAUAAUUUUAAGGGACCUUCAAUUCCAGUUAGCUAGAUCUAUUUAUUGUAGUGAAUAUUGCUGUUGGAUGGAUCAUCAUAUUGAUUUUUGUAUGACCAAAUAGUAAUUUUUUACACAUACCUAUUUUAGGUAAUUUAAAGUAACUAAUUUCUUUAUAUAAAAAUUUGAAAAUAUCACAAAAAAUUUAUAGCAUAUCACGUUAUAAAAAAAAAACAAAAAUCGAAUUGAAUGAUUCAUCUAAGCAAGUAAAUGAUUACAAUAUUAUAUAUUUUGUUGAAUAUUAUAAUGAACUGCUGUGAAGUAGAUUUUGUGCUCGUACAAAUAUAAGCAGCAUUUGGAAAUAAGUGAAAAAGAAUUCUAAAUAAGGUAACAUGCGACCCAUGACUCUGAAGUUAAUGCAAAGCCAAACUGUACUGUAGCAUAUUUAAUAUUUUGAACUCUAUGUGAACAUUUUAGCAAUCAGGUUGGUACCCACUGAAUUCAUUUCAAAAUGUGUAAAAUGAAAAAACAUAACAUUUUUAUGUUAUUGAAAAUAAAAUAAAUCUAAAAAUUA
Messenger RNA from Trichoplusia ni (cabbage looper), 5466 nucleotides. It is a transcript of the gene tna, whose product is annotated as zinc finger MIZ domain-containing protein 1. Gene Ontology annotation, biological process: protein sumoylation; regulation of transcription by RNA polymerase II. The transcript is spliced from 9 exons. Gene Ontology annotation, molecular function: SUMO ligase activity; zinc ion binding. The record is from RefSeq and is a predicted model, not a curated record. The coding region runs from base 1 to 2397 and encodes 798 amino acids. NCBI's taxonomy places the organism in Eukaryota, Metazoa, Arthropoda, Insecta, Lepidoptera, Noctuidae.